Galleria mellonella (greater wax moth) is the source of this 4082-nucleotide messenger RNA. It is a transcript of the gene Ankle2, whose product is annotated as ankyrin repeat and LEM domain-containing protein 2 homolog. Lineage: Eukaryota; Metazoa; Arthropoda; Insecta; Lepidoptera; Pyralidae. Gene Ontology annotation, molecular function: protein phosphatase 2A binding. Gene Ontology annotation, cellular component: endoplasmic reticulum. The coding region runs from base 189 to 3131 and encodes 980 amino acids. The record is from RefSeq and is a predicted model, not a curated record. The transcript is spliced from 14 exons. Gene Ontology annotation, biological process: negative regulation of phosphorylation.
AUCAAAAUCGAAAUUGUCAAAACGUCAUCCAUUCGUCCGUCUCGACAGACGCAUUUUAAUUUUAUAUUAAACACACCCUUUUAAAAUAAACUGUAUUUUAAUAUCUGACGACAUGUAUUGAAGUAUAGUUAUUCGGCAUCAAAGCGUUCAUCAUGUUUUUAUGACAUCUUUUAUUUAAAAGAGGCGAAAUGUCGAAGGCUAUAAUAAUACCAGAAUGUAACAAGAAUUUUGGGGGGAUCAAGGACGAAAUAGCGUUGUCCCCGAACGACAAAAAAGAUGGUGCAAUUGGUUUGUUCAGUCGACUACUGCGUUUAGAUUCACUUAAAAGAAAUUCUGCUCCUGGGAGCCCGACGUCUACAGAGCCACCAGCUACGUAUUAUGGAGUUUACAUACCAUGUGAAAUCAAGAAAGGACCUGAUGAAGAGGCACUGCAUGUUUACAAGAACAAGUCGGAAGCUCUGGAACUGGUGCGUCGUUACAAGUUAGCCAGAUUCAAGGCAUUUCACAACUAUCAGGAUGCUGUCUCCUUUGCCCUGAGGGGUGCUGAACCUGUGGAUACAAUAGAUGGGAAUGAUAACUCUUUAAUGGGAGAAAAACCAUACCCGUUCAAAGCUCCAUCACCACAGGACAUGGUGGCACUGCGCAAGGCAAUCGAGGCCGGCCUGGCCACCACCGUUCGUGACCGAGUCUGGGAGAACCCUCGGUUCCUCAUCAGCAGUGGCAACACGCCAGCUAUCAUGCAAGAAGGCUCUCGGUAUAACGCGCUCCACGUUGCAGCGAAAUCGAUGAACGCAGAAAUAUGCAACUUAAUACUGACAACGGUGGGCAAUCCCACCUUUGUACAGACACUAUAUGGGGCGGACGCCGAUCCCGAAUCUUGUAAGGAAUUCGCAUCAAUUCUGAUGGACCGAUACCUGAACACGCCCGACAAGGCGAUGAAUGAGACGCCGCUGCACUUCGCGGCCAAGUUCGGCGCCGAGGAUGCGGUGGAUGUGCUCACAUCAUUCCCUCAGUGCAACCGCACCGCCGUCAACAAGUACGGCGAGCAGCCGAAGGACAUAAUUUGCAAGAGAUCAUCAUCGUCGUCGCCAGAGACGGUGCGACGUAUCUCGACGAUGCUGCAGGACCGCUACUAUGUUCCGGUGCUGCACUCGGAGGACGACAGUGGAGCGCCCACCAUUGGACGCCCCUUUACGCCAGCCGUGCCGCCCGAAAUUAACAGUGAUCCACUGAGUCCCCGGUACGAGAUCCGUGCGUUCGCGGGUCCCAUGGCGGCGCGAGAAGCUGACCAGUUCCGUCGCCGCUGGAAGACUCCGCCGCGGACUCAGAAGGGACCCCUGGCGCCCCCUGCCUUCAGGUUGCGGGACCUCGCUAAGGGACUCGAGAAUGUGGGCCGGAAUUUAGCAGAUGAAAUGAAAAUUGGCUGGAAAGAGUAUUGGCCAUUCUUAGACACUUUCACAGAUUUAAGGACGCUAGAAGGUCUGACGUUAUUGGAGAAUUAUUUAAAAAGCAAAUACGAGAGCGCCUGUUCAUACGCAUACAGCGACAGUUGCGCGCAAUCACACGUGACGCCCGAUGACUUAUCUCUCUCCAGAAUAAGCUUAGGAUCCUCCCAGUCUACUCCCAUCAAAGAUACUGUGAGUCCUAUGUCCAAAUUAUGUGUGGCUUUGAAGGCGUGCAAGAUAUCAUCUGAUAGGCCCCCACAUUGGAGGAAAACAGAUCCAAUCCGACAAAGGCUCUGCAGACAGCCGAGUCUUAAAAACAGCUUGACGAAUGGCGAAUCAACACCCACGAUAAACCACACCGUCAACCAAUUAUUAUGUAUAGAAAGAACAUGCCAAGUUUUCGCUAAAAGAAUAGCGGACGCCUUGAUAUUUUCACUGACAGCCGAACCGGAAGUAGCUGGCGAUUCGUUGAAAGGAGAAGCAAAACAUUUACAACACACAAUGUUCACAUACAUGGAUGAUGAGAGGUUUCAGAAGAUCGACUUCGCGUUGAUACAUUCAAGGCUGGCGCAACUAGUCGUUUUCAAAUUCAAACAUCAGACACACGAUUUGGACGAUAUAAAUAAUUUAGUUGAGUUUCUAGUGAAGUUACGGUGUCCGAACGACGAUAUAUUCAGUUCUGACGAUGAAAGGAAACCAGUGUCUUAUAGAGGGACAACCAGGGUCAAGAACACUCAUGUGAUCGAUGCCCAUAUUAGGUGUUUAGCUAGUUUUAUAUGUGAAGAAUUGACAGAGGCGGAGGUGACGAAAGCCCCAGCGACCUCUGAGGGCGAGUGCUCAGAGAUCUGGGAUAAGGCUUCGAAAUGCCGUUGCGAUUGGAAAAUAGAAGCGUUCGAAAGAAAUAGUAAGAAGAAUACGUCAUUUAGAAAAAAUAGGUCUAUUUUGUCAACGAGUCCGAAAAACGAUAGUUUUAUAAGGCGAUUGUCAUUUGACUAUGAUAUAGGUGAUGGUAAACUACAACGCAACGAAUCUGAAAAGCCGAUGAGCAUAAACUCCCCGGCGGGUGACAACGGUGCAACAAUAUUCACUGUCGACAUGGCCAAAUGCCAAGUUAUCGAAGCAGAGAUAUCUGAAGACGACUCGGCGGCGUCGUGUAACUCUGAGGACGGCGACGAGUAUCAGACGGCGUCGGAACAUUCGGAGCACGAGGAGGAAGACGAAGGGCCCGAACUCGACAUGCACGAGGCGAGCGACCGCGCUGUCGCCGAACCGUUCAUAUACGGUGAGGAGCCGAGCAAAAUGGACCGGCUCGUGUUCGACGCGCUAUGCGAGUGUAACAUCAAUGUGCAGCAGUUCCCCAACGUGUACCGCUGGCGGCACACGGUCGCGCUUUAUUCACCCACUGAACGUGACAAAUGGAAGCCGGUCCCGUCGGCGGAUGAGAGCUUGUCGUCGAUGUCCGUGUGCGCGAGUCCGGGGGCGCAGACCCCGCGGCGAGCACGGGCCUCCGCCCCGCUCGCGUCGUCGCCCGCCGCACGCUCCACGCCCUGCAAGGACGGCAGGGGCGAGUGCUGCAGGGCUGUGCCCUUACAGGUGUCAAACUGGCUCAGAGUGACAGGUCCAAACUCACCACGGUCAGCGGUUGCAUCUAAAAACGUCGGACACAACGUUAGCUUUGGAUUUUGAUUUGAUCAAAAUUUUUAUUAUUCUUUGUAUUACUGCCAGACAUAAAUAACGGUUGUUGGGAAUCUCACUCAAAUAUCUACUAUGUACUAUUUUAAUAAACGUAUUUAAUUUAAAUACUAAAAAUAAUAAUUGUGUAUUAAAACACAACGUGAAACCCAUCAAUUCGUUUUUGCAACAUUAUUUGAUUCAAGGUAUUUUAUUUAGUUUUUUUUUAAUUGAUAUUUAAUAAUGAGUAUUUGAGUAAUAAUUAGUAUUCUUUUUUUCUAUGAUUAUUUUGAUUGGAUGAAUAUAUUUUUUCUUGACCUAUUACAGGACUAAUUAUAAUAAAUAAAUCUGUGGCAUUGUACUUUUAGAUUUAAUGUAAUCAAUGGAGUGAAUGAAACUACUAAAUGUGAAACUUCAAAUAUUUUAAGAGUUAUUUAACUGCAUUGAUUCGCUUCUAAAAAAAUCAAACAGUGGAAAAAUAUUUUAAUAUUAAUAUGUAAAUAUUUUCAUACAGAAUAAAUUUAUUGACCUAUCUAUAGAUACUUAUUAAAUUUAUUUAGUCGCAUCGUUGUUAAAAACUCGACAUUCUCUUUUAACAAAUAUAUAUAGCAAUGAUCGUGCUAAUGAAUGGUUGUAUAUAAUUUUUUAUUAUAAUAAUUGUUUUGUUGAAUUUCCAUAGAGUGAUAAUUUCACUGUUUAAUUCUCAGCCCUAUAUAAAUUGUGACAAUAAUGUUUCACUGGAUUAAUGAUUAGCAUUUAUAGUUGUGUUAUCACAAUCUUUAGUCUAUUACGUAAUGUAUUAUUUGUAUUGUAUGUUGCCAAAUAUGGUAAAAUAAUACGUGGUGAUGAUAAUGUUACGAAUGUUUGUACUUUUAUAAUGAAAAAAGAAAAAUAGUAAAAGAAAUGUAUGUUUUAUAAAUGUUUUAAUUCACAUAGACAUUAGAAAAAUAAAUUAUGACUGGUUCA